This is a messenger RNA of Tripterygium wilfordii, 1619 nucleotides long. RefSeq names its product carnosine N-methyltransferase-like. The transcript is spliced from 18 exons. The record is from RefSeq and is a predicted model, not a curated record. Gene Ontology annotation, molecular function: S-adenosylmethionine-dependent methyltransferase activity. Bases 108 to 1526 code for a protein of 472 amino acids. NCBI's taxonomy places the organism in Eukaryota, Viridiplantae, Streptophyta, Magnoliopsida, Celastrales, Celastraceae.
UCUGCCUCGGGCGCCACAAUAAAAUUCUCCCCGAGAGUUCGAGACUGCGUUUUCUGAGAGUAUUCAGGAGGUGUGUAUCCGUAUUCAACUAGGAAACUCUUUCGAAAAUGUAUAGAGAUGGAGAAUAUGAAGACGAGGAACAAUUUCGCCAAAGGAAGCUCGAAGAAGCACUGGAAGUCAAGUCUCUCAGGCGGAUCAUCAGUGCCUACCUCAACUAUCCAGAUGCUGCGGAAGAGGAUGUCAAAAGAUAUGAAAGAUCUUUCCAAAAGCUUCCACUAGCCCACAAGGCUUUGCUCUCCCAUUAUCCUCAGAAGUUUCAAAGACUAAGAAGGUGCAUUGCUACAAAUACAUAUUUCAUUUUUGGUAUGCUUCAGGAAUUUGAACCUCCACUUGAUAUGAGCCAAGACAUGGAUAAUUGUGAGGAUCCACAUCUUCAAUGUGCUCCAACUGAUCGCUGCUCUUCUGCACAAAUGAAUAAUAUUUCUUGUCAGUCUGCCUCAACUGGUGAAAGAACAUGUUCUACCAAUUGUCCCAGAUCUGAACAAGCUCCACUUGGAGAAGGAACCAAUGAGGUGCAAAUUAAUGGUCUGCAUGACUCUGGUCCUGAGAGCUCUCCUUCCAGCUUGGAGAAAAUGAAAGAGGCAGAUAAAUGUGGUGGAGAUCAGGUCUCUUUUUCUCAUGAUUGGUUAGAUCCAUCACUUCAGUCACAUGUGCCUUUAGUUGACGUUGAUAAGGUUCGCUGUAUUAUAAGGAAUAUAGUUAGAGACUGGGCAGCAGAGGGACAGAAAGAACGUGAUCAGUGCUACAAGCCUAUUCUUGACGAGCUUAAUGCCGUAUUUCCUCAUCGCAGCAAGGAAAACCCUCCUUCCUGUUUAGUACCCGGCGCUGGGCUUGGGAGGUUGGCCUUGGAGAUAUCAUGUCUUGGUUUUGUGAGCCAGGGAAAUGAGUUCUCAUACUAUAUGAUGAUAUGCUCAAGCUUUAUUCUGAAUAAUACACGCACUGUCGGGGAGUGGACAAUAUAUCCUUGGAUUCACAGCAAUUGCAAUUCACUUUCAGACAAUGACCAAUUCCGCCCUGUAUCAUUUCCAGACAUUCAUCCUGCGAGUGCUGGGAUUACGGAAGGGUUUUCUAUGUGUGGUGGUGAUUUUGUUGAAGUCUACAAUGAUCCAAGUCAUGUAGGAGUUUGGGAUGCUGUGGUCACUUGUUUCUUUAUUGAUACGGCACACAACAUUGUUGAAUACAUUGAAAUCAUAUCGAGAAUAUUGAAAGAUGGGGGAGUUUGGAUAAAUUUGGGACCCCUAUUAUAUCACUUUGCAGAUAUGUAUGGCCAAGAAGAUGAGAUGUCCAUUGAACUGAGUUUGGAAGAUGUGAGGAGGGUUGCUUUGGAUUAUGGAUUCCAAUUUGAGAAGGAAGAAACCAUUGAGACGACGUACACUACAAAUCCUCGAUCCAUGAUGCAGAAUCGAUAUUUUACCGCAUUUUGGACAUUGAGGAAACUUUCAUCAAAGAAGGAUGCAGCUCACUAAAUGCAGCUCAUUGUUUUUACAAUCAUUCUUUCUUCAUUUUAUUGUUGUGUAAGUUAUUUCCCCAUUGUUUAAGUUGUGCGAUACUUCUCAUCA